Molecule: messenger RNA, 2085 nt
Organism: Fusarium coffeatum
Lineage: Eukaryota; Fungi; Ascomycota; Sordariomycetes; Hypocreales; Nectriaceae
Exons: 1
Coding region: 1-2085 (694 amino acids)
Molecular function (GO): calcium ion binding; NADH dehydrogenase activity
Source: RefSeq, a predicted model, not a curated record
AUGCCUGUAUCUUCCAUGAUGGCCGCGCGACUGGCUCGCGCUGGUCAAAGUAGAGUCAUUAACAGCUCUCUUCGCAUUAAACCAUCUCUAUCUCCUCGUCCGUCGCAAUCGCGAAGCUUCGUCAAGCUCACAGGCGCUUCUCCUUCGAUCACCAAAGGUUCCGCAGUAACCAGCCGAACAGCCCGCCAGCUCCCCUCCCAAUUCUUCGUGCGCAACCUGUCCGGAAAACCACUGCCCCAAGGAAAGUCACGACUUGUUAACUUCUGCUAUCGUGCAGCUGCUUGGGUUGGAAUUUCGAUAUCCGCCAUUGGCGUUGGUGUCGUUGGUUUUUUCAUCUAUGAUGCGUCUACAUAUUUCGAGCAUCCCAACCAGAGCGAUAUCGAUGUUUCAAAGAUUGCCCUACAACCUCGCAGUGGAGGUAGCAAGAACCUACCAAUUGCCGAAGUAUACAUCGACGACGACGACACAGAAGAGCACCGCCGUCUAAAGGACAAGCCAAGACUGGUUAUUCUUGGCGGUGGAUGGGGUGGUGUUGCGAUGCUCAAAGAAUUGAACCCAGACGACUACCAUGUCACAGUUAUUUCGCCAACCAACUACUUCCUUUUCACCCCCAUGCUUCCCUCUGCAACAGUUGGCACUCUCGAGUUGCGAUCGCUGGUUGAGCCUAUUCGAAGAAUUCUCGCCCGUGUCAAUGGCCACUUCAUUCGUGCCAGAGCUGAAGAUGUAGACUUUUCGCACAAGAUGGUGGAGGUGUCCCAGACCGACGCAAACGGAAAAGAUAUCAGAUUCUAUGUGCCUUACGAUAAGCUUGUUAUUGCUGUUGGUUCUACCACCAACCCCCACGGUGUCAAGGGUCUAGAGAAUGCUUUCUUCCUCAAGGAUAUCAACGAUGCGCGCAAGAUCCGAAACCAGGUUAUUCAGAACUUCGAGUUGGCUAAUCUGCCUACCUGCCCUAAUGAGGAGCGCAAGCGCUUGCUCUCAUUCUGUGUCAGUGGCGGUGGUCCUACUGGCGUUGAGUUUGCCGCAGAGCUCUUCGAUCUCCUGAACGAGGACCUUACACGACAUUUCCCCCGCCUUCUACGAAACGAGAUAUCCGUUCAUCUUAUUCAGAGCCGCAGCCAUAUCCUCAACACUUACGACGAAACUGUUUCACGAUAUGCCGAGGACCGAUUUGCUCGGGAUCAGGUUGAUGUCCAGACCAACUCUCGUGUGAAGGAGGUUCUUCCCGAUAAGAUCAUCUUCACACAGAAGCAAGAAGGUGGUAAGACCGUUACUAAGGAGCUCCCUAUUGGGUUCUGUCUCUGGUCUACUGGUGUUUCGCAGACUCAGUUCUGUCAAACCCUGGCUGCCAAGCUGGGCAAGAGUCAGACAAACCGACAUGCUCUCGAGACCGAUACUCACCUCCGUCUCAACGGUUCGCCUAUGGGUGAUGUCUACGCCAUUGGUGAUUGCUCCACCGUUCAGAACAACGUCGCCGACCACGUCGUCACUUUCCUUCGCUCCCUAGCCUGGAAGCGAGGCAAGGACCCCGAAACCCUGCAGCUUAGCUUCGCCGACUGGCGCAGUGUUGCUGAUGAUGUCAAAAAGCGAUUCCCACAGGCUGUCGGUCACCUUAAGCGAGUUGAUAGGUUGUUUAAGGAGUUCGAUAAGGACAAGUCCGGCACCCUUGAUUUCGACGAGUUGACACAGCUCCUCCGUAACGUCGACAACAAGCUCACAUCCUUGCCCGCAACCGCUCAGCGCGCUCACCAGCAAGGGCAGUAUCUCGCUCGCAAGUUCAACCGCAUGUCACGCCUGCAUGAGGGUCUGGACGCCAACGACAUCCGCGAUGGUGACGUUGAUGCGGCCGUCUACAAGGCCUUCGAGUACAAGCAUCUCGGCAGUCUUGCUUAUGUUGGUAACUCUGCUAUUUUUGACUUGGGCGAAGGUCGAAGCAUAGCCGGUGGCCUCUGGGCCGUCUAUGCUUGGCGAUCUGUCUAUUUUGCGCAGAGCGUGAGUCUGCGAACACGCCUCUUGAUGGCUAUGGAUUGGACCAAGCGAGGUCUUUUUGGACGUGGUUCGUAUCUUCCCCUCCCCUCUCCGUGA